AUGGCGCUCAAUCACUACGAGCAACGGAAACGGGACGAGCUGUGCCCCGGAUUCGUCGACAUGAUGCCCGUGUUUAGCGCAUCUGCUCAAACAAACCCUGAUGGUGGUGAUGGAGGUCCCAGCAAGGCUGAACAACCGACGAGAUCGAUGCGCAAGAGAGCAGGCGAGACCCACCAAAUUACUCGCUCUUCCAAGCGCCGUCAGCCCCCACAUGAAGCCACAAAAGCCAUCGCCCAUGCGAUAACUCCGACAAGACAUAUCAAUGGCGCUCAAAGCAGCGUGGGGCAUCGAGCUGUGCAGAGCUCGGCAUUCUCUGACCACGAAGGGCGCCAGUACACGGAGUGGCAAAUGGUCGAUCCCCUUCAAGUGACCCCGGCAAUCCAACUGCGACUGGAUGAAUACGUGCUCAACCAUGCCGCGCAGCGCAAUUAA
Molecule: messenger RNA, 432 nt
Organism: Phytophthora sojae
Lineage: Eukaryota; Oomycota; Peronosporomycetes; Peronosporales; Peronosporaceae
Exons: 1
Coding region: 1-432 (143 amino acids)
Source: RefSeq, a predicted model, not a curated record